AUGAGAAUAAUUUUAUCGUUUCUGACACUUUUGAUUGUAAAUGCAUAGAAUUAAUAUUGCAAUGUACAUAAUAAAGGAAUCAAUUCAGGAUUAGCUAAUUAGCUUGCUCACUCACUUAAUUAAAUUAGAAAUCAAGUUGCAACUGGUUAAAUUAGUUUUGAAGGAUCUUAAUCAGCAUCAAAUAUGAAUGUUUUACAUUGGAGUAAUGGUUAUGCAAAAAUGGCUUAAACAUGUGUUGAAAAAUGUCCACUUAAAGCUUCUACUUGUGGUUAAGUAUUAUUAUAUUUCAUAUAUAGUUUUAAAAUUAUGGAGUACUCUAUUUUAAAAGACACUUAAAUUAAUAAAUGAGAACUAAUUAAGUUAUGGAAAAAUGGUUCAAAGAUACUGAAAAUGCUAAAUAAUUACUCACAGCUAGAGCAAGUGCUUUUGGUUGUGGAAAGGCUGAAGAUAAUGCUUCAGAAUAUAUAGUUUGUUAUUUUGAUGAAGUAAAAUAAAUUAAUUUUAAAUCUUUCUAGAAAUAUACUGGUGCUAAAUAAGCAUUUUUGACAGGACCUGUAGGAGCAAGUUGUAAAUUAGGUCGUUCAAAAAUGUAUAGUGGUCUUUGUGCAACAGCUUCUUCAUAAACUUUAAUUCAUUAAUCAUCAAAUAUUAAGAAUAAAAAAUAAAAAAAAUAAAAGAAACAAAAAUCACAUAAAAAAAAUAAGAAAAAUAUUGAAAGAGAAGUUGCACUUAUUGCUAUGACAGAUUUUAAUCAAUUUGUAUGA
Messenger RNA from Paramecium primaurelia, 764 nucleotides. The record is from the annotation of a GenBank genome assembly. NCBI's taxonomy places the organism in Eukaryota, Ciliophora, Oligohymenophorea, Peniculida, Parameciidae.